UUGUAAAAUACAUCAAACCUCCCGCAAAAAAUAGUCAAGAAAGAAAGGUAACAUGAAAAACACGCACAAAAACUGGUACUAUUAUCAUGACGUAGGAAGGCUCUAUGUCUACGCCCUGAGGAACGCCGCCGCCGCUGCCGCCGCCGCUGUCGCCGCCGCCGCCGACUGGACUGGCAGGCUCCCACGCUGGAAACACACGCGGAGUAGGCAGUGAGAUGUUUAGUUGGUGUUUGGUCGGUGUCGUGGUAGGACGUACUGCGCUGCGGCCUGGGCUCAGCAUGACUCGUCCACGUCAAGGCCGGCCUCUAUGGGCGGCGGCCGUGGUGGUGGUGGCGGUCAUGAUGCACACAGCCGCCUUCCCUGCUUUUUCUCCGCUCCUGCGCCGUCACUACCAUCCCCAGCAGACGCCCUACGCUCAGUCUCCCGCGCGUAACCGUCCAGUCGCGGCCAAAGGAUACGGACUGACAGCACCAGAGAAGCAUCAGGACAAUCCUAAGCCUAAAACACAGGAGGUAAAAGACGAGGUACUCCUGACUGAGGUGCUGGAACACCUUAAUCUGGAGCCCCUAGAUGCCAGGGACCCGAGGAUCCAGUCACCUGAAGGCCUCAGGAUGGAGAGUCACAGUGGCACCGAUCUGGUGUUCACCAAAGAUAAAAAAGGGACGGUGAUAGUUAAUGGAAAGCCGGUGGAGGACAUGGUGGCUCUCGACGAUGGCACGGAGGUGUAUACGCUAGAGCGUUUCUUGGAGAAAAACAAGCACCGCCUUGACGAAGCCUUUCAGUUCCUUAGCCAGCAGGUGGCAGCUUCAGAGCAGCACGCCUCAAACAACAGUGCAGCAGAAAACGCGUCCUCCACCCAGGUUUCACCUUCCUUGGUCCAACUCGAAGAGGGAACCCAGGAAUUCUCUGUGUUUAUCCGUCAGGUUACGGAAAUAUCCUCGGUGACAUCUGGUCCAGAGACCACUACCUCUCUGCCUUCCACGACAACAGGAGCUGACACCGAGCUGCCUGACCGUGACCUUCCCGCCACAGAACCCCCGGUUGCCCAAGUCUUCACCUACCCUUCCACUUCCGAAAUGCUCGCAACCGAAAUCCCGACUACUGAAGUUCCAGCCACAGAAACCACCGCUCCUCUAGUCACCGCGGAGGUCCAGUCUUCUGUUGUGCCUCAGUCAACCACUGAAUCACUCGAGGCGUCUACCCUGCCGUCCAGCCACCAGACGCCAGUGACAGACACGUCCUUCACAGUAUCGUUUAGAGAAAUAUCCCCUGAAAUUCGGUCGGAAUCCAGUUCGAUAUCUCUCAACUCUGGGGUGCACACGUCCCUGGACCAGAUUGUACCUUUUAAGGAUCCGGAACAGCACCUUUCCGCCAGCUCUGAAAAAGCAGCAAAAUCUUUAACAGAUGCUUUCGAAGAUCCUUCCUCCACUUCGCAUGCCCUAGACACCACUACUGCAAUUCCAUCAGAAGACUCUAGCAUCAUUACCGCAACAGAACCUCUUCAAGAGAGCUCCACUGACUUCACGAUGAAGAUGAGUGUGUCUUUUGAAACCUCUCAAAACUCCCAGUCGGAAAGAAAAUCACAUUCAGAAAGGAGUAAAGGUUCAGUCAUACACUUGACACCAAAGGUCGUCACAAUGCAGGAGAGCUCGUCGCUUGUGGCUGCUCCAGACUUUGUUGGUGAGGACGACUCCGAUAUGAGAGUCAGUGUUUCACAGGUUACUUCCAAGGUCGGAGGGAGCAAUACAGAUGUCCAGCAGCAUCACACGAAAGCCCAGCAAGUUUUCGAUCCUAGUGUUUCAGCAGUGAAGUCACAUGUUCUUCGAGGAGCCCCAGUAACUGAAACUACCGUGUCACACCCGAAGGAAAACAUUCAAGAACCCACAAGGAAAGUUGCUUUAUCCAUAACGGAAAAAAGGCACAGCGGAGGUGGCUUUCCCUCUCCUAUGACAGACCAUGCAAGUAUUGCCUCCGUAGGCGAGUCUGAGGCAUUUGCUCAGUCCCCAGAAUCCGUGCCCGUGACAGUGACAGUCGAGGGUUCUGGUUCAGCCUCGGAGUCUUUCCAGGGCGAGGAAACUUUUGGUGAAGGUGUGAAAUGGACGUUACCCAAGGUGCCCGAGGCGGUGGAUGCUUGGGACGGCUCUUCCCUCCUCAGCCUGUGGCGACACGCCCUCUCUAAGCAGAAUCACGGGACCGCACCUCAGGGGCUGGAGCAAGCCCCGAGAACCAUCUUGUCUCCAAGUCCUUGGGUGAUGCUCAACUUAGUGGCACACGACGCCUUCCAUCCGCUGUACCACGACGGCGACAACCACGAGUCUCUACGCUCUCUGUUCCUUCUCGACUACCUCCUCCCUAUCCCCAUCAGCGCCUCAGACCCCAGGAUAUUGCGGCCAGAGGGACUCACCGUCACCAACCUAGCAGGUCGUCAACUCACCUUCAGGAGGGACGCUAAAGGAGCGAUGAGGGUGAACGGGGUGCGUACGCAGGACUGGAUGACACUUCCCGACGGUACAGAAACCUACAUGUUGGAGGGCCUCCUCUUUGACCACCGCACUAGAAUUGACGAAGCAUUCCACAGACUAGUGAAUCAGCCUAAAACACCUCACCUCUCUGGAGGCCAUCUGGUGGUGAGUGAUGGCGGAUCUCAAGUGAGUCAAGCCAAUGAUAAACACUCUCCUGAGGGGCUAGUCUUGUUCUCUGAUCGUACACUUCCCGUACCUGAGGGUGAAGUGCCAAUCAUUCACCGUGAUAUCAGUGUACAUGAUACUGACUCAGCGAUACCUGUGAUCCACCAGGAACAUGUUGAGCAUGACUUCAUUGCGGCUGUGCCUCCAAACGAUCCUGUGCCCAAGCCGAUAUCCUUAACACCAGUGAUAGAGGUCAAGCUUCCUGAGAAGCACACUUCUCAAGUCCAUGUUCCUUCGACAGAAGCUAUGCUGUUGGCUCCAGAGGCCGAAGAUGCAGUGUCGGCAGCUGAAGAUGCGCCUCUAGCGGCAAAUGUGAAUGACGCUAUUUCUCCAUUGGUUGAGGCGAGAGUACCAAUGGUUAAACCUGUGUCUCCAAUAGUUGAAGUAUCUUUGGCUGAAGUGAAAGUGCAAGAGGAUAAAACUGAGUCUCCAGAAGUCACUGGGAAAAUGCCAGUGAUUGAAACAGAAACAUUAGGUGCUGAAACUAUGCCUGUGGCUGCAGUGGGAGUACAAAUGAGUGAAACUUUGUCUCCAGCGGCGGAAGUACCAGUAGAUGAUAUCAUGUCUCAGAUUGUCGACGUGGGAAUAACAGUGGAUGAAGUUGUACCUAAAGUGCAUGAAGAGGAAGUGCCGAUAGCUGAAGUCACGUCUCCAUUAUCUGAAGUUGAAGAACCAGUGACUGAAGUUGAAGUACCAGUGACUGAAGUUGAAGUACCAGUGACUGAAGUUGAAGUACCAGUGACUGAAGUUGAAGUACCAGCGACUGAAAUUGAAGUACCAAUGACUGAAGCUGAAGUACCAGUGAACGAAGUGGAAGUACCAGUGACUGAAGUUAUGUCUUCAUUACCUGAAGAAAAAACACCAGUGAUUGGAGUUGCUGAGGUUAACGUGCCUGUGGGUGAAGCUGAAGUACCAGCAGGUGGAAUUAUGUCUCCAGUACCUGAAAUUGAAGUACCAUUUGCUGAAGUGGAAGUGCCAUUUUCUAAAUUUGAAGGACCAGUGGCCGAAGUGAAGGUACCUGUGGCUGAAGUGAUGUCUCCAGUGGCUGAAGUACCAGUGGAUGAAGUGAAAAUGCCAUUAGUUAAAGUUAUGCCUCCCAUGGCUGAAGUGAGAGUACCAGCAGUUGAAGGGAGAGUACCAGCGGUUGAAAGAAUACCAGCGGUUGAAAGAAUACCAGCGGUUGAAGGGAGAAUACCAGCGGUUGAAGGGAGAGUACCAGCGGUUGAAGUGAGAGUACCAGCGGUUGAAAGAAUACCAGCAGUUGAAGGGAGAGUACCAGCGGUUGAAGUGAGAGUACCAGCUGUUGGAGGGAGAGUACCAGCGGUUGAAAGAAUACCAGCGGUUGAAAGGAGAGUACCAGCGGUUGAAGGGAGAGUACCAGCGGUUGAAGUGAGAGUACCAGCGGUUGGAGGGAGAGUACCAGCGGUUGAAAGAAUACCAGCGGUUGAAGAGAAAGUACCAGUGGUUGAAGGGAGAGUACCAGCGGUUGAAGGGAGAGUACCAGCGGUUGAAGGGAGAGUACCAGCGGUUGAAAGGAGAGUACCAGCGGUUGGGAGAGUACCAGCGAUUGAAGGGAGAGUACCAGCGGUUGAAAGGAGAGUACCAGCGGUUGGGAGAGUACCAACGGUUGAAGGGAGAGUACCAGCGGUUGGGAGAGUACCAACGGUUGAAGGGAGAGCACCAGCGGUUGAAAGGAGAGUACCAACGGUUGAAGGGAGAGUACCAGCGGUUGAAAGGAGAAUACCAGUGGUUGAAGGGAGAGUACCAGCGUUUGAAGGGAGAGUACCAGCGGUUGAAAGGAGAAUACCAGUGGUUGAAGGGAGAGUACCAGCGUUUGAAGGGAGAGUACCAGCGGUUGAAAGAAGAGUACCAGCGGUUGGGAGAGUACCAGCGGUUGAAAGGAGAAUACCAGUGGUUGAAGGGAGAGUACCAGCGGUUGAAGGGAGAGUACCAGCGGUUGAAAGGAGAAUACCAGUGGUUGAAGGGAGAGUACCAGCGGUUGAAGGGAGAGUACCAGCGGUUGAAAGGAGAAUACCAGUGGUUGAAGGGAGAGUACCAGCGGUUGAAGGGAGAGUACCAGCGGUUGAAAGAAGAGUACCAGCGGUUGGGAGAGUACCAACGGUUGAAGGAAGAGUACCAGCGGUUGAGAGAGUACCAGCGGUUGAAGGGAGGAUACCAGCGGUUGAAAGGAGAAUACCAGUGGUUGAAGGGAGAGUACCAGCGGUUGAAGGGAGAGUACCAGUGGUUGGGAGAGUACCAACGGUGGAAGGGAGAGUACCAGCGGUUGAAAGGAGAGUACCAGCGGUUGAAAGGAGAGUACCAGCGGUUGAAAGGAGAGUACCAGUGGUUGGGAGAGUACCAACGGUUGAAGGGAGAGUACCGGCGGUUGGGAGAGUACCAGCGGUUGGGAGAGUACCAACGGUUGAAGGGAGAGCACCAGCGGUUGAAAGGAGAGUACCAGCGUUUGGAGGGAGAGUACCAGCGACUGGAGUGAGAGCACCAUUGACUGAAGUACCUGUGACUGAAUUUAUGCCUUCAGUGGCUGAAGUAGAAGUACCAGUGACUGAGGUUAAGUCUCCUGUCUCUGAACUUGAAGUACCUGUGGUUGAAAGUAUGCAUCCAGGGACAGAAGUGGAUGUUUUAGUGGCUGAAGUUAUGUCUCUUAUGGGUGAGGUUAUGUCUCCAGUACCUGAAGUUAUGUCUCCAGUAGCUGAAGUGAAAAUACCAGUGGCUGGAGUAAAGUCUCCAGUAGCCGGAGUUAUGUCUCCAGUGGCUGAAUUUGAAGUACCAGUAUCUGAAGUCAAGUCUCCAGUGGCUGAAUUUGAAGUACCAGUAUUUGAAGUCAAGUCUCCAGUGGCUGAAUUUGAAGUACCAAUAUCUGAGGUCAGGUCUCCAGUGGCUGAAUUUGAAGUACCAGUAUCUGAAGUCAGGUCUCCAGUGGCUGAAUUUGAAGUACCAGUAUCUGAAGUCAGGUCUCCAGUGGCUGAAUUUGAAGUACCAGUAUCUGAAGUCAGGUCUCCAGUGGCUGAAUUUGAAGUACCAGUAUCUGAAGUCAGGUCUCCAGUGGCUGAAUUUGAAGUACCAGUAUCUGAAGUCAGGUCUCCAGUGGCUGAAUUUGAAGUACCAGUAUCUGAAGUCAGGUCUCCAGUGGCUGAAUUUGAAGUACCAGUAUCUGAAGUCAGGUCUCCAGUGCCUGAAUUUGAAGUACCAGUAUCUGAAGUCAGGUCUCCAGUAACUGAAUUUGAAGUACCAGUACCUGAAGUCAAGUCUCCAGUGGCUGAAGUUGAAGUACCAGUGUCUGAAGUCAGGUCUCCAGUGGUUGAAGCUGAAGUACCACUGUCUGGAGUCAGGUCUCCAGUGGCUGAAGUUGAAGUACCAGUAUCUGAAGUCAGGUCUCCAGUGGCUGAAGUUGAACUACCAGUAUCUGAAGUCAGGUCUCCAGUGGCUGAAUUUGAAGUACCAGUAUCUGAAGUCAUGUCUCCAGUGGCUGAAGUUGAAGUACCAGUGUCUGAAGUCAGGUCUCCAGUGGCUGAAGUUGAACUACCAGUAUCUGAAGUUAGGUCUCCAGUGGCUGAAGUUGAACUACCAGUAUCUGAAGUCAGGUCUCCAGUGGCUGAAGUUGAAGUACCAAUAUCUGAAGUCAGGUCUCCAGUGGCUGAAGUUGAAGUACCAGUGUCUGAAGUCAGGUCUCCAGUGGCUGAAGUUGAACUACCAGUGUCUGAAGUCAGGUCUCCAGUGGCUGAAGUUGAAGUACCAGUAUCUGAAGUCAGGUCUCCAGUGGCUGAAGUUGAAGUACCAGUGUCUGAAGUCAGGUCUCCAGUGGCUGAAGUUGGAGUACCAGUGUCUGAAGUCAGGUCUCCAGUGGCUGAAGUUGAAGUACCAGUGUCUGAAGUCAGGUCUCUAGUGGUUGAAGCUGAAGUACCAGUAUCUGAAGUCAGGUCUCCAGUGGCUGAAGUUGAAGUACCAGUGUCUGAAGUCAGGUCUCCAGUGGCUGAAGUUGAAGUACCAGUGUCUGAAGUCAGGUCUCCAGUGGCUGAAGUUGAAGUACCAGUGUCUGAAGUCAGGUCUCCAGUGGCUGAAGUUGAAGUACCAGUGUCUGAAGUCAGGUCUCCAGUGGCUGAAGUUGAAGUACCAGUGUCUGAAGUCAGGUCUCCAGUGGCUGAAGUUGAAGUACCAGUGUCUGAAGUCAGGUCUCCAGUGGCUGAGGUUGAAGUACCAGUGUCUGAAGUCAGGUCUCCAGUGGCUGAAGUUGAAGUACCAGUGUCUGAAGUCAGGUCUCCAGUGGCUGAGGUUGAAGUACCAGUGUCUGAAGUUGUACAUUCAACAGCUGAAGUAAAAGUACCAGCAUUUGAAUUUAUGCCUCCACUGCCUGAAAUGAAAGUACCAGUGGUUGAAAUUAAAAUACCUGUGACAGAAGUUAUAUCUCCAGUGAGUGAAGUGGAAGUACCGGUUGCUGAAGUUUUGUCUCCUGCAGCUGAAUUCGAAGUACCCAUGGCUGAAGUGGAAUUGCCAGUUGGUGGAGUUAUGUCUUCAGUGGGUGAAACUACUCUUCCAAUAGUUGGAGUGGAAAUGCCUGUAUCUGAAGAUGUGGAUGCAGUGGCAAAACUAGAAGUUCCUGAAAUGGAGGUUCAUGCUGCUGGGACGGAAGUUUCUUUGUCCGAGCACAUUUCUCCCGCAGAUGAACUUGGAGUUACUGUUGCUAAAGUUGGCAUUAAGUUGGAACCCCUUGUCCCUAAAUUGGAAGUUUCUUCUUCUACACUGAAGGCUUCUUUGGAUAAUCCUGUCUCCUCAGCAGCUGAAUUUGAAGUACGAGUGGCUGAAGCUUUGGAUCCCAUGACUGAGGUACAAGUGUCAGUAAGUGAACCUGUUAAUCAAGUGACUGAAUUAGAGAUGCCAGUAGCUGAAGCUGCAGCUCCGAUGCUUGAAAACGUACCUCACUUGGCUGUGAAAGCGUCAGAAACUAAACUGAAGGCAUCAGAAGAUGCAGUUAAAGGCGCAAUUGUUGAAGAUGUGUCUUCAGUGGCCGCAACAGAAGUACCAGUGGCCGACGUGAAAAUGCCAAUUGCUCAGAUUGUGGAUCCAGUGGGUGAACAGGAAAUACCAGUGUUCGAACUUGAAAUACCAGUGAUUGGAGUGGAAACACCUUUGACUGAAACUGAAGUUAUUAUGCCUAGAGUAGAAGUUCCUUUAGUUAAAGUGGAGGCUCCAUUAGCUGGAUCUAUGUCACCAGCAGAUAAAUUUGAAGUACUUUCUGAGGCUGGAAGAGAAGUACCAUUGCUUGUAGCUGGAUCUGCAGUGGCUGGAAUAAGAGUGCCAGUAGUUGAAGCAGCUCAGUUUGAAGUACCUCCUGCAGUUGAGGCGGAAGUACCAUUGGGUGUAACUGGAUCUGCAGUGGCCGGAGUGGAAGUGCCAGUGGUUGAAGCUGGAAUUCCAUCAAGUAAAGUGGAAGUGCCACCAGCUGAAUUUGAUGUGCCAGAGGCUGGAAGGAAAGUACCACCAACUGUUCUGAUUCCUGGACCUAAAGUGGCAGUUCCUCAGGCUGAAGUGGAAAUUCCGUUGACUGGACCUGUGUCUCCAGUUGUUGCAUUUGAAACACCAGUGGCUGAAGGUGUGGAUUCAGUGAUGGAAGUGAAAAUUCCUUUUGCUGAAGUGGAAGAUCUUGUCACUGAAGAAACUAUGGGUCCUGCAGCUGAGGCUAAAGUGCCAGCUGACAAUGUGCAAGUGCCAGCGAGAGAACUUGAAGUAUUAGUGAGCAAUGUGCAAGUGCCUGUAACUGAAUUUGAGGUACCAGUGUCUGGAGUUCAAGGGGUUGUGUCUGAAUUCGAUGUUCCAGUGACUGAAACUGUGUCUCCAGUGGCUGAGGUGGAAACGCCAGCAAGUGAAGUAGAAGUACCAGUGACUGAAAUUAUUUCUUCGACUGAAGCAGAAAACCCAGCGACUCAAACGAUGCCUUCCGUUGCUGAGGAAGAAACACCAAAGAUUGAAGUAGAAACACCAGUGACUGAAAUGGAAGUGCAUGUGUCUCAAAUUAUACCUUCUGUUACUGAAGUAGAAGAGCCAGUGACCGACGUGGAAGCGCCAACAACUGAAAGUUUGUCUUCUGUGGAUGAAGUAGAGCAGCCCGUAACCGGAAUGGAGGUGUCAGUGACUCAAAGUACGAGUAAGUUUUCUGUGGCUGAAUUGCAAGCACCAGUAACAGAAGCAGAAGCAUCAGUGACUGAAGCAGAAACGCCAGUGACUGAAGGAGAAAAGCAUGUGACUGAAACUAUACCUUCUGUUCCUGAAAUAGAAGAGCCAGUAACUGAAGCUGAAGCACUAGCAACUGUGGCUGAAGAGAAAGAGCCAGUGACCAGAGUGGAAGUGUCAGUGACUCAAAUUGUGUCAUCUGUGACUGAAGCAGAAGCGCAAGUGACUGAAGGAGAUCAUGUGACCGAAACAGAAGCACCAGUGACUGAAGCAGAAGCGCAAGUGACUGAAGGAGAAGAUCAUGUGACCGAAACAGAAGCACCAGUGACUGAAACAGAAGCACAAGUUGCUGAAACUGUGUCUUCAGUGGCUGAAGUAGAACCACCGGUAACUCAGACUAUGUCUUCUGUUGCAAAAGUAAAAGUACCAGUGACUCAAACUAUUCCUUCAGUGGAUGAAGUAGAAACACCGGUAACUCAGACUAUGUCUUCUGUGGCCGAAGUAGAGACUCCACUAAUUGAGGUGGAAGCGCCAGCAGAUGAAGUGGGAAUGCCAGAGACAGAAACUUUGUCAACUUUAGAUGAAGUGCAUGUGUCCCAGGUGACUGUGCCAGUGGCUGAAGCUGUGUCUCCAACGCCUGAAAUCAAACAUUCCCUUGCAGAAAUCGAAGUGAAAGUGAUUGGCGUAGAAGCAGCAGUGGCUGAUGUUGCAGCUCCUAAGACUAAAGUAAACAUUCCUAUGGUUGAGCUAGAAACUCCGUUGGCUGGAUCUUUGUCCGGAGUGACUGAAUUUGAAACACCAGUGUCCGAAGUGGAAGUACCAGUGUUCGAAGCUGGGUCUGCAGUGGCUGAAGUACCAGUGCCAAAGAUUGAUGUGAAAAUACCAGUGGCUGGAGUGGAAGCACAAGUGGCUGAAGUAAAAAUACCAGUGGUUGAAGUGGAAGUACCAUCUGUCAAAGCUGGGUCUGCGGUGGCUGAAGCACCAUUGCCAAAGGUUGAUGUUGAAGUACCAGUGGCUGGAGUAGAAGCACGAGUGGUUGAAGUGGAAUUACCAGUGGUCAAAGCUGGGUCUGCGGUGGCUGAAGUAGCAUUGCCAGAGGUUGUUGUGGAAGUACCAUUGGCUGGAGUGGAAGCGCCAGAGCAUGAAGUUGAAGUACCAGUGGGCGAAGCUGGGUCUGCGGUGGCUGAAGUAGAAGUGCCAAAGGUUGAUGUGGAAGUACCAAUGGCUGGAAAGGAUGUACCAGUGUCUGAGGUUAAAGUGCCCGUGGCUGAAGUAGAAGAAACAAUGCCUGAAGUAAGAGCACCAGUGGCUGAAGUGGAUGUACCAUUGGAUGAAGUAAGAGUACCUGUAGCUGAAGUGGAAGGACCAGUGGCUGAAGUGGAAGGAUCGGUAGCUACAGGUGUAGCUCCAGUUAAUGAAGUGGAAAUUCCAGUAAGUGAAGCGGAAGCUCCAAUUUCCAGAGACGUACCAUCUGUAGCAAUCUCCAGGAACCCAAAAGAUGAAAUUGUGAUUCCAGUAGACGGUAAUGUAGUUCUGACGGCAGAAACGGUUGUUUCCGUCACUGGCCAUGAAUCAGCGUCACCGAGUGGAGGGGAGCCAGCAUCUGUCGUCCAAGAGUCUUCUGCCCCAAUCUGGGUACCAGAAGUUAGACCUGAGGAAGAAUUGCCAAUCCCUCAGAUACUUCCCGAACUUCCUGAAUCCCAUGAUCCCAAGGCGAAGGUCGGUGAUGAAGGAACACAUGCAGUAACAAAUGUGCCUCUUACUUUUCAUCAGACUGAUAUUCACAUUCCCACUCCAAAGGGAGUUGCAUUUGGGGAGAAAGGAUUGACUGUGCCUGAGAUUCCCAGGCUGGUGGAGGACGAGGAGGCUUCUUCACUGCUAAACAUCUGGCGCCACGCGCUUCUGCUGCAGAACCGAACUCCGACGGCUCCACGAACUCGUGCCCAAGUUGUGCCGCGAACAAUACUUUCUCCGCCCCCAUUCCUGGUGUAUAACUUGGCGCCCCAGGACGGCCCUCAUCCUCUGUAUAGCAACACCCCAGAGAACACUGCCCUCCGUGCUGAGUUCCUGCUGGACUACCUCGUGCAGUAUCCGAUCAGCGCCUCCGACAAGAGAAUAGCCCAUCCCGGAGGCUUCACCGUCCCUAAUUUGGCGAAAAAGAACCUCGUUUUUAAGGCUGACGAUGCAGGACGACUCACAAUAAACGGAGUAGAGGUGAUGUCAGUCAAGACGCUUGCAGAUGGCACGGAAGUGUACUUUCUAGCGAACUUACUCUUCGACCACAUGGCGAAAGUAGACGCUGCGCUACGAAAGCUGAACAGACAACCGAGCCGCUUUGGUCCUCUCGGACAGCCGCUAGCAAUUUCAGAAAGGCCAGUGCCAGUAACUGCUGAAGAAGUCCUGCCCAUCGCAUCUGGAGGAUUGCAGCCGGUGCCUCCGAUUCCUGGGCUAGUGGCGGAGAGUGAAGCCAGUACGCUCCUCGACCUUUGGCGCCACGCCCUCUGGAGUCAACGAAGUUCUGUCACAUACCGAAGGGACCUACCUGCUCCCAAGACGGUACUCUCUCCUAGUUACCUGAGCGUGACGAAUCUGGCACCAAAGGAUGGCCCACACCCUCUGUACCACGACGCCCCCGAAAACGAAGCACUCCGCGACGAAUUCUUGCUGGAUUACCUUGUGCAGAAUCCUAUCACCACCGCCGACAUCCGCAGGGCGCAGCCAGGCAGCCUCAUCGUCACCAACCUUGCGGGCCACAGGCUUAUCUUUGCCGUCAAUGACGCCGGCAUCUUCACCGUUAACGGCGUGCCUGUGGAGGGGAUGAUGAGCCUGCCUGACGGGACUCAGGUCUACGCCCUCGCCGGCCUGCUCUUUAACCACGCGGCGCGGGUGGAUCAAGCCCUCCAGCCACUACUCCGACGCAGUGAUUUCCUCCCCAUUCCGAUAACCGCUAAUCCAAGAGUUCCUCCACCGGUCUUUCCACACUACAACCCCGCCUUCCAGCACCUUCACUCCUCUCUUAGAUCACGCAUUAGGUCGCCUCGGAGGGGGUAGAAGACCUCUUUGUCCUCAACGCUCACAAUCCUUCCCUAUGAGAUGCUGAAAGGACCGCCGCCAUCACCACCACCGCCAACGUUCUUCUAGUCACGUGAUUCUGCUGAGAGGUGAAGCUGCGGAUGGCCACCAAAGCAGGAUAUGAUAAUUAUAGGGAAGAUUCGUUACUUCGCUACACCCUCCCUGUUUCCUGUACAAAACCCUCCCCCCUCGCCUUUGCCGACAUCAGUAUUGCCAAUCCUAAGGCCGUGUACCUGUAUCCUGUGUUCCUAUCCGUCUGAACCUGCGUCCAGAGCAUUUCCUAGGUUCACUCCUGUGUCCGGGUUUAGCAAUGCAGGACUUGUCAAAGGCGGAGGUGGAGGCAGCAGCAGCACACAUUCCUAAAGGUUCUGAACGUCUGGCCGCAAUAUUCUGAAGCAUCUCAUGGCAACUGAAACCAAUUCGUCCGAGAAGCUACUGAGGCACUUUCUUUAAUCUCCUCUUAAUGUACAUAGAAGCCACAACUGUCUUACUGCGCACACCACUGAAGGGAUUGCUAUAGGUAUGGGUGCUCGUUUCACUAUACGAAUAUAUACGUCUACAUACACGAUGAGGAUGCUAGACGCCCUUGAUGGAGGACAGUGUGGGUCUCGCUUGCUUGAGCUGGUGUUGGUGUUGGUGGAGCGCGCCGCUGUCUCACUGACGCUUGUAUGAACAUGUUUUGCUCCUGAUGCAUGUUGUGAAUGAAACUGUGUGUGUUUGUGGAUGACCGUAUGACUGUAUGAGUGUCAAAGGAGCACCGUGCUGUGACUGAAUAAUCAAAUAAAAUUAUGAUUAUUGA
Messenger RNA from Scylla paramamosain (green mud crab), 12744 nucleotides. Its product is annotated as protein AHNAK2-like. Lineage: Eukaryota; Metazoa; Arthropoda; Malacostraca; Decapoda; Portunidae. The record is from RefSeq and is a predicted model, not a curated record. Bases 216 to 11924 code for a protein of 3902 amino acids. The transcript has 15 exons.